AUGGAUUACAACACGAUUGUUUUUCGCGAGUUUACGCAUGAAUCCUUACGGCGUAUUGAUCGUUAUCGCCAAGAAGAAGCUGAACGUAUUGCUUCGGAACGAUUACAACGGCAAACGAUACGUGAAGAUGACAAUGACGAAUAUCUUUCUACAAAAAAGUCAUCCAAAUAUGUACCCCUCGGUCCGAAACGAAUGCCAAACAAAGAAUUGGCCGUUGGAGAAACAUUGCCUCUAUUCUUACAGCAUAGAUUUCCGCCUGAACUUAUAGGAAAACCGAUUGAAGAAAUCGACUAUUUUUAUCGUACAGAUUACGCAUUUGUGAUUAUUAAUAAAAAUAAAGCAAUAUUUCGAUUUAGUGCAACAAAAGCUUGUUAUAUAUUUUCUCCGUUUAAUUGUUGUCGACGUAUUGCGAUGGGCAUAUUAUCGCAUCCACUUUUUAGUACACUGGUUAUGCUUACGAUUUUAACUAAUUGCGUAUUUAUGACAAUGAGAAAUGCACCUGAAGUAAACGAAUAUGUUUUUACAUUUAUUUAUACACUCGAAGCAUUAACAAAAUGUGUUGCACGAGGAUUUAUUCUAGAAAAAUACACGUUCUUACGCGAUGCAUGGAACUGGCUAGAUUUUAUUGUAAUUACACUUGCAUAUAUAACAUUUUUUAUCAAUCUGGGAAAAGUUGCAGUACUAAGAACUUUUCGUGUAUUGAGAGCAUUGAAAACAGUGGCAGUUGUGCCUGGCUUAAAAACAAUCGUUGAUGCUUUAAUACAAUCUCUUAUUUGUCUACGCGAUGUGACUGUUUUAUCAAGUUUUAUUCUUUCUAUAUUUGCUUUGGUCGGCUUACAACUUUAUAUGGGUGUGCUUCGACAAAAAUGUGUGCCAACGUUUGAUUCAUUUUUAAAUAAUUCAAAUCUUUCCGGUAUUGGAUUUAAUCUGACAUAUGAAUCUUAUUUGAUAGAAAUCGAUAAUGAAAUGUAUUGGCAUAAAGAAAAUGAUAUAUUCGUUCUUUGUGGUAAUGCAAGUGGAAGUACAAAAUGUCCUCCGGGUUUUGUUUGUUGGAAAGAUCGAGGCAUAAAUCCUGAUUUUGGAUAUACAAGUUUCGAUAGUUAUGGUUGGGCUAUGCUCGCCUGUUUUCGAUUAAUGACACAAGACUACUGGGAAAAUCUUUAUCAAUUAGUAUUAUCCGCAGCGGGCCGUUUUCAUUUUCUAUAUUUUGUUGCUGUCAUAUUCUUUGGGUCAUUUUAUCUGGUUAACUUAAUCUUAGCUAUUGUUUCGAUGUCUUAUCAAGAUCAACAACAAAAAGUUCAAGCUGAAAACGAAGAACGUGAAAGGCGUAAACUUGAAUGCGAACUUGAAGAACAAAAUAUAGACGCACGAAAAGCAACCGAAUUAAUGUCACUAUUGAAUGUUGACCCUGAACAAUAUAAUGAAAAUGCACUUUGUUUUGAAAACCCAAAUCGUAAAGUUUCAUAUUCAAGCGUUUCUUACGAAUACGAUCAAAAUCAAAGAAAAACUGAUCCAAAAACUAAACGCGUAUAUCAAGCAUCAUCAUCAAUGUUCCAUUUUGAUAAUGAAAGUUUAGUUUUUUCAAAUCCAACAACAAGCGACAUUCGAACAAUACCAUUUUUUGACGAAGCACAAAAUUCAACAAAUGAAGACAAAAAGAGUCAAAAAACAAGAGCCUAUUCCUAUUUAUCCGAACGGCAUCAACGUGAUAAUGAUUCAACUGUUACAGCUGCUGUAGCAUUUUUUGUAUUGGAUGCAUUUGUUGAUUUAUUUAUUACCAUAUGUAUUAUAUUAAAUACAUUAUUUAUGGCACUUGAUCAGCCAGGUCAAAGUGAAAAAAUGACUCGAAUUUUAACGACAGGCAAUUAUGUUUUCACAACUAUUUUUACAACUGAAGCAAUACUAAAAAUCAUUGCUAUGCGACCAGUUAAUUUUGUAAAAGAUGGAUGGAAUGUAUUUGAUUUAUUUAUUGUUACGCUGAGUCUUGUUGAAUUAGGACUUGCUAAUAUAAAAGGCUUGAGUGUUCUGCGUUCAUUUCGUUUAUUACGUGUAUUUAAAUUGGCUAAGUCUUGGCAAACAUUAAAUCGUCUCAUGUCAAUUAUUGGCAAAUCAAUAGGAGCUCUAGGAAAUUUAACAUUGGUUCUUGUAAUUAUUAUAUUUAUCUUUGCUGUUAUGGGCAUGCAGUUAUUUGGUCAAAAAUAUGCAGAUAAAUUUGGUAAAGAGAUGCCGAGGUGGAAUUUUUUUGACUUUUUUCAUGCAUUUAUGAUUGUUUUUCGUGUCCUAUGCGGUGAAUGGAUUGAGUCCAUGUGGGUGUGUCUUGAAUGUGCUGGAUGGCCAUGCAUUCCAUUUUUUCUAUUAACAUUUGUCAUCGGAAAUCUUGUCGUACUGAAUUUAUUUUUGGCUCUGCUACUUGCAUCAUUUGGUUCCAAUGUUUUAAGGGAAAAAGAAAAAGAAGAUGAUGAAAAUAAAAUAGGCGAAGCAAUCGAUCGUAUUCAACGAUUCUUUCGUUUUCUUGCUCGAUCAAUUCUUGGUUUAUUUCGUCGAAAAAAACGAAGAAAAAAGUCUUCGAUCGACAAUUAUGAUGUUGUUGCUUACAACAGAUCUCUUUCCACUACACAAGAACUGAUCGGUAAUAUGUCUUUUCCAGCUAUGUGUAGAAUAGGAAAUCCGAAUGCUGCAUUCAUCAUAACAAAUAGCUCAACAUUAUUACACGACGAUAUCGAAAUGCAACCGAUAAAUGUGAAUGCAAUACCAUUAAUAACUCCAACGACAUGGCAAGUUAUACAUACGCCACCCGAUUGUUGCCCGAAAAUGAUAUUAAAACAUUUUUCUUGUUGCGGAAAACUUAUCCCAGAGAAUUUUCAACGACGUUGGACAUAUCUACGUAGUCAAGCUCAUUGGCUUGUUGAACAUCGAUUUUUUGAAUGGCUUAUUAUUGGAAGUAUUUUAGCUAGUAGUUCAACUUUAGCUUUAGAAGAUAUAAAUACACGACAGCAACCAAUAUUUCAUAAGAUUUUAAUUGUAUUGGAUAAGGUUUUUACUGUUAUUUUUACGACAGAAUUAAUAUUAAAAUGGUUUGCCUAUGGAAUAAAAGUUUAUUUUACAAACGGUUGGAACUGGCUGGAUUUCUUUAUUGUACUUGUCAGUGUACUAGGAACGCUUCUUGAUUGGCUUGGCGUAGCUGAUGUGCCAGCAUUUAAAUCCAUGAGAACAUUAAGAGCUUUACGUCCAUUGAAAGCACUUUCAAGAUUUGAAGGAAUUCGAGUUGUUGUCAAUGCAUUACUCGGUGCCAUACCAGCAAUUUUUAAUGUUUUACUUGUUUGUCUGGUAUUUUGGUUGAUAUUUUCAAUUAUGGGUGUACAAUUAUUUGGUGGAAGAUUCUACAAAUGUGUUUAUUCGGGUACACAUGAUCGUGUUAAUCUUACAGAAAAUGUAACCAAUAAAUGGGAUUGUUUAAGUAAAAAUUUCACAUGGGAAAAUUCACGAGUGAAUUUCGACAAUGUACUUAGUGGCUAUUUGGCUUUAUUUCAAGUGGCAACUUUCAAAGGUUGGGUUGAAAUAAUGGCCGACGCAACUGAUGCCAAAGAAAUCGACAUUCAGCCAGAAUAUGAGACGAAUGUCUAUAUUCUUGCUUAUUUUGUUAUGUUUAUUAUAUUUGGUUCAUUUUUUACUCUAAAUUUAUUUAUCGGCGUUGUUAUUGAUAAUUUCAAUCAACAAAAGCGAAUAUUAAGAGGCGGCGGCUCAAUAGAAAUGUUCAUGACAGAUGAUCAAAAGAAAUAUUACAAUGCUAUGAAAAAAAUGGGUAAUAAAAAGCCGACUAAAGCAUUACCAAGGCCAAGAUUUGCUAUUGCACGAUUCUUUUUCGAUUUAACAACAAAUCAAAAAUUUGAUAUAUUUAUAAUGAUAUGUAUUUUUCUUAAUAUGCUUUGUAUGUGCCUUGAACAUCAUAAUCAAAGUGCAGCUUAUGAUCGUGUUCUUGGAUAUAUUAAUAAUUUUUUCGUUGCAAUAUUUACUGUUGAAUGUUUUAUGAAAUUAGUCGCAUUAAAUUUUAAAUAUUUUACUAUACCCUGGAAUGUAUUUGAUUUCAUAAUUGUCAUUGCUUCAAUUCUUGGACAAGCGUUGGGAGAGAUUAUGGCAAAAUUUUUUGUUAAUCCUACACUAUUACGUGUUGUUCGUGUUGCACGUGUAGGUCGAGUAUUACGUCUUGUGAAAGGAGCAAAAGGCAUUCGAACAUUACUUUUUGCCUUAGCUGUAUCAAUGCCUGCGUUAUUCAACAUUGGUUUACUUCUUUUUCUUGUCAUGUUUAUCUACUCAAUAUUUGGUAUGUCGUUUUUCGCCUAUGUUAGAAAAUCGGCUGGUGUCACAGAUUUAUUUAAUUUUGAAACGUUUCCAAAUUCAAUUAUUGUUCUCUUUCAAAUGUGUACAACUGCCGGUUGGUCUGGCGUUUUACAAGCAUUAACCAAUGAUCGACCACCGGAUUGUGAUCCCACGAUAAAAUCUCCAUCACAUCGAGGUGAUUGUGGUAAUGUAGCUAUUGCAAUACCAUUUCUUGUCAGUUAUUUAAUUAUCAGUUCUCUUGUUGUGGUUAAUAUGUAUAUUGCAGUCAUUUUAGAAAAUUUUUCUCAAGCUCAAGAAGAUGUUCAACAAGGUUUAACUGAUGAUGAUUAUGAUAUGUAUUAUGAAAAAUGGCAACGUUUAGAUCCAGCAGGUUCACAAUUUAUACGUUUUGAUCAAGUAUCAGAUUUUGUUGAUGCUCUCGAACCCCCGCUACGUGUUUCUAAGCCAAAUCUUUUAAUACUUGUUGCCAUGGAUUUACCAAUAUGUGAAAAUGAUCGUGUACAUUGUGUAGAUAUACUUGAUAGUCUUACAAAAUAUUUUCUUGGUACACUCGAUACACCGGUAGCAACUGAUAGUGAGUCACCCAUCGAUAUUAAAAAAGAUCGUCCAAAAGAUUACAAUCCAAUAACAUCCACAGUGAAACGUCAACGUGAAACUUAUUUAACUCGACUCGGCAUAGAUGGUUUUCGAUUGAAUGUUAAACGACGUCGUGAUCAACGAAUACGCCGAGAACUCGUAGCGGGAAGAGUUACAAUCGAUGAACUGAUCGAAUUCAUUGACUUAGAAACGCCAACAGCCGAAUCUGCCGGUAAACAAUAUCUACAUAAUUAA
Rotaria socialis is the source of this 5169-nucleotide messenger RNA. NCBI's taxonomy places the organism in Eukaryota, Metazoa, Rotifera, Eurotatoria, Philodinida, Philodinidae. The record is from the annotation of a GenBank genome assembly.